Messenger RNA from Cryphonectria parasitica EP155, 1689 nucleotides. RefSeq lists its product as uncharacterized. NCBI's taxonomy places the organism in Eukaryota, Fungi, Ascomycota, Sordariomycetes, Diaporthales, Cryphonectriaceae. Gene Ontology annotation, biological process: positive regulation of transcription by RNA polymerase II. The record is from RefSeq and is a predicted model, not a curated record. The annotation marks the transcript as partial. Gene Ontology annotation, molecular function: zinc ion binding; transcription cis-regulatory region binding; DNA-binding transcription factor activity, RNA polymerase II-specific. The transcript has 4 exons. Gene Ontology annotation, cellular component: nucleus.
CGGUCGUCUAUCCGCUCGAGACUGGGAUGUCUCACGUGCAAGCGGAGAAAAGUAAAGUGUGACGAGCAGAGGCCACGGUGCAGCCACUGUGAACGCCUGAACCUGGAGUGCAAGUGGCAUCUUGCCAUCGUUGGACAGCAGAGCGUCCAGGAUAGCGGAAGCAGCGUGACACUGAGGACACCCGUGCCGGAAUCAGAGCCACCGUCCAACGGGCCUCUGUUCCAGACUCCGCCUCUCCAUGCCGUCAACCAGCUCUUCGACUAUGCAAGUUUCAUGUGGGAUAUUGGCACCGAGAACGUCUGGCAGCAGUUGAAUCCAGACGCCACCACCACCACCCCAGUUGGGGUUGCUUCUGGCAUGGAGAGGACAACAAGUGCGCCGACGACUGAUCACACCAGCGUGCUCGCCUUUUCCGACACAGCAGUGGCCGAAAACCACCGGCUGAUGGACUACUUCUCGCAGGCGGUGACGCCUCCGAUCCUGGCCGAUGUAGAGACGCAGAAGAACUGGCUGGCGAUGCGACAGAUCCUGGUGGGCAUGUCCAGCUCGUCCAGGAUGGUGCGCUGGGCCGUGCUGGCCUUUUCCAACCUCAUGCUCUGCCGGGGCGACGGGGCCUGGAUGUCGAGCCAGCAGGACCACUACAAGAACGCCACGGCCGAGGUGGCGGCGUGUGAUGAGCAGGACCCAAGGGUCCUGUCCAAGCCCGGCACCCACCGCACGAACCUGCUGGCGACACUCUUCUUCUUGAGCUACAUCGACAUCAUCGAGGACAGGAUCGAGGCGGCCCACUCCAGCCUGAAGAGGGCGCACAACAUCUUCGAGCAUGGCGAAAAGGACACCUUCACCACGACAGAGAAGCAGUUCCUCCUCUGGAUCCGGCUCCUCGAUGCGCGCGCCGUGUCUGCCGGAGGAGAAGGUCUUUUCCUGUCCAAGGACGAGGAGACACUGCUUGUCGACGCAGGGUCGCCCAACAUCCUCAAGGACGCCGUGGAGAACGGCAAGGAUGACAUCGCCCCGGGCGAUAUCGAGGACACCCUCUUCCAGGUGCUCUACCAGCCCGGCAUCGUCUUCUUCCAGAAGGUGCAGAGCUUCAUGGGCCGCAUCUCCAAGAUCGACCCCUGGCACCGCUCGCGAGGCACCGUCGAGGACGAGACCGAGGUCAUGAACAUGGGCCAGGCCAUCGCCGUCGACCUGCGCAAGCUCUACGAGCAGAGGCCACCGCUGAUGGACAUUGCCGUGGCCGGCAAGCUGACGCCGCCGCACAUCUCGGCCCAUCUCUCCUUUGUCGUCACCAGGGCGUUCCGGACCUAUCUCUCCAACUACUAUGCCAGCAAGAUCCACCUGCACAGGGUCGUGUACAAGGCCUUCCCCCUCACCAGCGAGGCCACGGAUGCCCUGCAGCAGAUCAAGAGGCUCACCAGGCUCAUCGUCGAGGGGCUCGACCACGGCGACGCGCUGCCUGUGAAUAUGCUGUGGCCCCUCCUGAUGCUGGGCUCCGAGGAGCAGGACCUGAGGGAGCGGGCCUGGAUCGCUGGGCAGAUCCUCAAGAUGGAGAAGGUGGCUGGGAACGCCAAGAUCACGGCGCAGGUGCUCGAGGAGGUGCAGCUCCGACAGGACCAGCAAAAGGCCAGGGUGGACAUCCGGUCUGUCAUGCAUGCCAUCUUUAACAGGUGUUUUGCCAUAGUGUGA